Messenger RNA from Xylaria bambusicola, 1662 nucleotides. Its product is annotated as amidohydrolase. The transcript has 2 exons. NCBI's taxonomy places the organism in Eukaryota, Fungi, Ascomycota, Sordariomycetes, Xylariales, Xylariaceae. Bases 536 to 1573 code for a protein of 345 amino acids. The record is from RefSeq and is a predicted model, not a curated record. Gene Ontology annotation, molecular function: hydrolase activity.
UUUGGUAGUGCCCAUCUCUCAAUUCAACCUGCUGUUGGUGAUCACAUAAGUACCUAUCUAAAGUGGAUGGAGAAACACAUUGGCGCGGGGUAGCUACAUACAACAAUGACCCGCCGUCUUCUUCGGCAUGAAGACUGGCAAGACUAAAUAUUGGCCGGUAGCUAUUCAAAAUCGUCUUGGCCUGAUGAAAGAGCAGCAGAUGAUCUGAGGUGCCUACCCCUCUCCCUACAUGUAUGUAUACGUACCUAUGUACUUACCAUAGGUAUCUACAUAUCUACACCUGGGCAGUAGAUACUUCCAAGUUUGCAUGUGAGUAACGGGUAACUACAUGUAUAUGCCUACCUUCAUAUGUACCUACCUAUACCUACCUUAUGUAGGUAGUACUUACCUACUCGCCCGAACCUAACUACCAAUACCUAUCCGCUGUUUCAAACUACCUACGGCCAUACAUCCAGCUUCUUCUGCCUGUCUAGGCUCGAGCAGCUAGGUUAGAACUGCAUUGGCCUGCUCGUCCGCCACCUGCACAUCCGUCAGCAUGGCUGCCGACAUUCCAAUCAUCGAUUCUCACAUUCAUUUGUACCCCGAGUCCGAAUUGUCUACCUUGUCUUGGUGUUCCCCGGAGAACCCACUGGCGGGACAGCACUCUGUCCAAGAGUACAGGGCCGCCUCGGCCAGUUCACCCCCGCGUGGCUUCAUUUUUGUCGAGACGGAUCGCAAGAAUGACCUCGAUACCGGCGUCAAAGACGGCAGUGGCUGGGAGUGCCCGCUAAUGGAGGUCUCAUGGCUCAAGCGUAUCAUCACCGGCCAGCCGAAGCCCGGCGAGGGGCAUGCCAAAGAAGACCAAUCGUUAUGUGCUGCCUAUAUCCCUUGGGCUCCCUUGCCAAGCGGUCCUUCAGCCAUGGAGACGUACAUCAAGCUUGUAGAGAAGGAGGCCGGCGAGAGCUGGCCCAAAGUCAGGGGCUUCAGGUACUUGCUGCAAGACAAGCCCAAUGGCACUAUGCUGCAAGAAGAGUUCAUCGAGAGCUUGAAGUUGCUUGGCCGCGAGGGUUUCGUGUUUGAGUUAGGCGUUGACCAACACCGACGUGGUCGAGGGCAGCUUGAAGAGGUUGUCGAGAUGAUUGAUCGUGCGCACGAAGGCGUACCCGAGGAUGAGAAGGUCGUGUUCAUCAUCAAUCAUAUGUGCAAGCCCGACUUGGAAGUUUACAACACACACACAAGCACAUCAUUCAUCGCGUGGCGUACUGCCAUGUUUACACUCAGCAAGGCUAGCCGCACGUACAUGAAAGUGUCAGGCGGGUUCUCUGAGAUGCCCGAUUCGCUGAAGCAGCGAGCACCGGAAGAGAUUUUCGAGGCCUUCACGCCGUGGCUUACCAUCAUAGUUGCUGCUUUUGGUGCAGACCGUAUCAUGUUCGGCAGCGACUGGCCCGUGUGCACAGUUGGUGUCGGUGAUGCGGCCUGGGAGAAAUGGAAGAAGAUUGUUGAGCGUUUGUGCUGGAUGGCUUCAUUUGACGACGAGCAGAAGAAGAUGAUUUGGGGCGGAACAGCAUCGAAGGCCUAUGGAAUCGAAUUUUGACUGUGUGGAUAUAGAGAGUGAAGUUCAAAAAUGCGCCGCUACACUUGAAGAGGUAUCGAGCUAGAAUGUGCUCAGAACUAUUCUAGUUC